Messenger RNA from Uranotaenia lowii, 523 nucleotides. RefSeq lists its product as uncharacterized. The transcript is spliced from 2 exons. Lineage: Eukaryota; Metazoa; Arthropoda; Insecta; Diptera; Culicidae. The record is from RefSeq and is a predicted model, not a curated record. The coding region runs from base 59 to 502 and encodes 147 amino acids.
GACGGGAAUGUUCCUGGUAUAAAAUCACUUAAAGUUCAUACAGAAGCUUCUAGUCAAAAUGUCUUCAGCGUUAAGUUCGGUUCUGGGUGUGCUUCUGGCUGCAUCCUUGGUGAUUAAACCUGGUCACUCGUUGGUCUGUGAGCUGUGCGUUUCCGAGUAUGGUUGGGAGGAUUGUCAGGUGCAGGCAGCAUCAUGGGAAUGCAGCCACGAGACGGUUAUGGAGCUGCAUGAGAUAUUCGCUGAGGCCAAUCCGAAUUUGAUUACGGCUUCCGAUGGACAAAGUGGAUUCAAGUGUUUUCAACUGCAGCUAUUCCAAGGAAACGUGAGCGCUUACAUGAAAGGUUGCACCUUUAAGGAAGCUGAUAUUUGCAAUGGGUGGCUGUUCGGAGUAAAGGAAUGUAAAACCUGUAACAGUGACCUGUGCAAUGUGGGCUCUAAAACAAUGUCAGCGUCAGCGCUAGCUCUAAUAGUUUCUGUGCUAUUGUUAAGUUUGUUUAAGUGAAUAAAAUCGAAAAUUCUCAUA